CCUUUCCCUUCCUCCCCCACAACAAACACUCUGUGAGGAUGUCUCGAAAGAGCCGCAGAGUUGUCAAAUUGGCAUCCAAGACUCCUCCAGAAAUGAGGAUCAAGGGGGACUCUUCGUGUGGUUCUCCUUCCUUGGAUUACAGCACCUUGAAAAGGACGGAAUUGCAACAAUGGUGUAAGAAGUUUGGGCUUCGUGCUACAGGGAAGAAUGCAGAACUUGUGGAAAGGCUGAAAGCCUUUCACAGAGACCCUGAGCCGAGAGCAGAAGAAACAAGUAAGACUGACGUGACUCUCCACGAUCCUGAGACCCCUCUGACAGUCCCUCCUCUGGACCUGGCCAAGGAUGUAAAAACUGAGCCCUCUGCAGAGAAAGCAGAUGUUAUCCAUGGUUGGUGCGUGGUUCACGGCAUGGUGCUGUACCACCCUGCGUCCAGCUGGGCUCCCCUGUUGCUCCGCGGAGGUUCUGUGUGCGUCCAGGAUGGGGAGGACAUUGUCCCCUUUCACCUGACCCCGCUCACAAGCCCUGUACCUGAUGGCUUCUCCGACAACUACAUCUGUGAGAGCUGUGUGCUCAGGAACAGGGAGGAGCCAAAGAGAUGUCCAACAUGCCUGCAAAUACAAAUGAAAAGAAACCGGGCUACUUUGUCCCAGGGCCAGACACUUCUUCGGGGGAGUAUGUCUCAGUCAUCAUUCCUUGCAGGCGGAGACGUCUCUAAAGACAGAAGGAGGACCUUUGAGAUAAAAAGGCUGUACCAGCCCCAAGAGGACCAGGCUUAUGCCCAGCGGGUGGAUGGGAUCCUUUCCCAGAUGGCCAGUGGAGAGCUUGGUAUGGACCGAGUGUUGCGUCCCCUCCAUCCUUUGGUUGUUCAUUCCCCAGCUCCUUUUGAGAGAUGAGGAGUACCUAGAAAGUUGGAACUGGCAGCAACGGACUAGGGAGAUCCAAGGAGCUCUAUGAUAAUAACCAGAUAAAUGUUUUUAUCUAGUCCACAGUGUGUCCUGUUAACCUUUUUUCAUGUGUUGUAAUAAACGUAAUAGAAAAUAAAUACUGGAUCAUUCCUGCCACCAUAUUCUGAA
Molecule: messenger RNA, 1073 nt
Organism: Podarcis raffonei (Aeolian wall lizard)
Lineage: Eukaryota; Metazoa; Chordata; Lepidosauria; Squamata; Lacertidae
Exons: 8
Coding region: 39-893 (284 amino acids)
Biological process (GO): system development
Cellular component (GO): nucleus
Molecular function (GO): chromatin binding
Source: RefSeq, a predicted model, not a curated record